AUGCAGAAGCACCAGAAUGUGCUCUCGCUGACAGCUUCGGCAACGGGCACUCCAGGAGGUUGCCAUCUACACUGGGAGCCCCAGUGCCAGCAGCCAGUGCCUAAUGGUAUGCCCAUCACUACGGACCUGUCCCCACACCUCAGUGGGCCCUGGAUCUCCACUGGCUGUGAGGUAUGGCCAGAGCCAGAAUUCCUCACCCGCUCCUACACCUUCUACUCCAACCGCCUCUUCCGAGCCUACCAGUUCAACUACAGGGACCCCUCCUGCCAAGAGCCUCCCCACUCGCCCAUCAAGGGCAAAGUUCGUCUGCGCCAGGCCUCCUGGGUCACCUGGGGUGCCACCGAGGCUGACCACCAUCUGCACAAGGUGGGCAUAGUCUUCCACAGCCACAACGCCCUGUUUGACAUUGCCAGGCGCCUCAACCAGACCCAGGCUGGCCAGGACUGUAUAGGACGGCUGCCUCCAGACCGGACCUGGCUGCCAGGGAUGCUGUAUGAGCUGCUGAGCUCCCGGGUCCCAGGUGACUGCAUGGUGGCACUGGGCUUUAGCAUGCAGGAGCUCAGUCUGCUGUGCUUGCAGCGUCACAUGUAAGAGCAGCCUGGGGUGGCACCCCAUUGAGUGGAAGAGUUGUUCCUUGGGGAUGUCCACACCAACUGGACAGAGAGGCAGCACUACCAUGCCACUGGCUACCAGUGGCCCCUGCAAAGUGUUCUGCAACACGCUCGGCCCUGCCUGGCCUGCACUCUCAUUGCCUGUUCUGAUGAACACCACCCCCCUGUGCUGCCUGCCCAGACAGCCCUGCCACUGCGCCUUGGUGGCCGCUGGGUCAGCAUGGGCUGUGAGGCGAGACCUGCCGUGCUGUUCCUCAUGCGGCUCUUCACCUUCGAUGAGCACAAACGCACCUGGGAAGGGCGCUACCGUCGUUUCUCUGACCCUGCCUGCUGCCAGCCCACCUUCACUGUGUUUGCAGCCGGCCACUACUCCAGAGGCACCCCAUCUCCCAGGGUCCACGGCAGCACUGAGCUGAUGUUCGAGGUUACACAGGCCCACGUGACCCCCAUAGACCAGGUUACUGCAGCCAUACUCAACUUUUCCAAGCCAAGCAGCUGUGGAGGCCCAGGGAUCUGGUCAGUAGGCACUGAGAGGGAUGUCACAGGCACUAACGGGUGCCUACCCUUGGGCAUCAGGCUCCCACAUGUAGAGUAUGAGCUGUUCAAAAUGGAACAAGACCCUCACGGGCAGAGCCUGCUCUUCACCGGACAGAGGCCCACAGAUGGGUCUAGUCCCAAAAAGCUUGAGAAACGCCCUACCGCCUUCCAGUCACCCCUUGUACUGAGACAGGCCCAAGGGACCCCCAGGCCCUCAGAGCACAGGCCUCCAAUGCAGAAACUCUCCACUGGGCAGGCACCUUAUCUUCCUGUCAUCCCAUUCCCCUUACUACUCCUGGUUCAAGGACUGGCCCUCUUUGAAUGGCUAUGACAUCAGUGUUUGCCUUCUGGGUGGCCCCUUGUACAGUGUGGCCCUGCAGAUGCCCACCUGGCUCUGCGCUGUCAGAGCACUAUGGGGGGAAGACAGCCCUUCCCUACUGCCAUGUCUUGAAUGAACAUACGGCCCUGCCACCUCUGGUUCCUACACAGCUCAACAGCACUGCAAAGCCAGGGGCACAGACCCCAGGCUUGAAUGUGGCUGCCAAUUCUGUCAUGUUUCUAAAACCCUACUGCCAGUUUUAAUCAUGUGGCUGCUGUUAGUCUACUUGCUCUUCCUUGCCUGGGGUACUGAGACAGAGAAGGCAUCUUGUGAUGGUGCCCAAGGACGCUUCUUUCCGCUUAGCCAGGUUCUGGGUUGUGGUGUGGAGAUCAUUAAUUUGAAUUUAGCAAUACAAACUCAGCCAGGGCAUGAAUUAAAGAUGCCACUUGGGGCGUUCAGUACCUCUCAGCUCUCUGGCAGAGGGCUUGUCUCUCUGGGGCCAGUAGGCUUCCUUGACUUCUGCCUGUUGGCAUCUUUGGGCAUCUGCCUGUUCUUCUGUAAGUCAGACCUCAAGCUGGCAACACAGCACACAGAUAAAUCCAGUCCUCUAGGGCCACAGAGCACAAAAAGAGGGUUCUGUCUGAGCUGAGACCUUGGCCUUUCCCCGCAGGCUGUGGCCUCCAAGUCUCUCGUGCCCACGUGUAGAGCCCACAAGCUUAGGGCUAGCCAAGAGGGGCACAGUCCACAGAGGAAAGUGCAUUGCUGCCUUUGGAAGCUAAUUAAUACUAAUGACAGCUGCAGCACAAUGCGCUCUGCAGUUAGCCCCAUCUUCUUCCAGGAUCCGCUGCUGUCAACAGAAGGGGAGGAACACAGCAAGCAUCUUUGGGACCGCCCCAGGGGGAGGUCAGGACCACCAGGCUGCAUAGCAACAUCUGGAGGCAGGACCCAGGAAGCCUGGCCUCCCCAAGUCCCCACACUGCGACGCUAAUAUGUUGAGUUCUCAUCUGCUCAGGGGGGCUGUCAUCACGGUGGGGACCCUGCUCAUAGGCCUCGGGCCUCAACUGCACACUGUGAGAUUAACUGGUGUCCUGGUGGGCUCAAGGGUUUUCAGGACUGUAAGCCACUUGUUCCCACCUCCUUUUUCCUCCUCCCACCCGUGUCUCUUAUCACAGAUCUUGAACAAUUCUAUAUGAGGCUAAUGAUGCACGCAGAGGAAAGCCCUUGUCCUCCCUGAGACUGUGUGGGGUUCAAUCAGUCCAAGGGGAUUGCUCUAACUUAUUAUCCAUUCUUCUCAAAAAAAAAAGAAAAGAAAAAAAGGCACCAAGUUAAUAUUCUCUGUGGGUCACAGACAGCUACGAGUGUUCCUGGCAUAUUUACCAAAGUACAAGAAAUAAUUAGAUUAUUUACAGGCUUGGACUGCAUGGCAGUGGGGAGGGAGGUUAACACCAUGGGCAUGACAGUAGGUGUUGAGAACACAGCCAUGGCUGAGCAAGCCUAUAUCUGAGGCUUGAAGCAACCAUGCCAACGUUCAUCAUCAAAUUUAAAUCUUUUAAUAAAGUUA
Meriones unguiculatus (Mongolian gerbil) is the source of this 3028-nucleotide messenger RNA. It is a transcript of the gene Apcdd1l, whose product is annotated as APC down-regulated 1 like. Lineage: Eukaryota; Metazoa; Chordata; Mammalia; Rodentia; Muridae. Gene Ontology annotation, biological process: negative regulation of Wnt signaling pathway. Gene Ontology annotation, cellular component: plasma membrane. Gene Ontology annotation, molecular function: Wnt-protein binding. The record is from RefSeq and is a predicted model, not a curated record.